AUGGAUGGCCGCGACUUCGCACCGCCGCCGCAUCUGCUGUCGGAGCGCGGGAGCCUGGGCCACCGCAGCGCCGCCGCCGCCGCGCGCCUGGCCCCGGCCGGACCGGCCGCGCAGCCCCCGGCGCACUUCCAGCCCGGAAAGUACUUCCCGUCUCCUCUGCCCAUGGCUUCGCACACAGCCAGCAGCCGCCUGAUGGGGAGCUCUCCGGCCUCGUCUUUCAUGGGCAGUUUCCUCACCAGCAGCCUGGGCUCGGCAGCCUCCGCGCACCCCAGCGGCCCCACCCCCUCUCCCUCGGAGCAGGCCUACCGCGGCUCCCACCCCGCCACCUCCCAGAUCUGGUUCUCCCACUCCCACGAAGCUCCAGGGUACCCCAGAUUUUCGGGGAGUCUGGCAUCCACCUUCCUACCCAUGAGCCACUUGGAUCACCAUGGAAACAGCAAUGUUCUCUAUGGGCAACAUCGUUUCUAUGGAACCCAAAAAGAUAACUUCUACCUGCGCAACCUGCCCCCUCAGCCCACGCUCCUGCCCGCCAACCACAAUUUCCCCAGCGUGGCCCGGUCCGCCCCCAGCCACCCCAUCGGCUCCUGCAGCCGCGACCGGGGCGAGGCCGGCCACCUGCAGAAGGGCAGCAAGGAGUUUGACCGCUUCCUCGUGGGCAAAGAGAAAGCCAGCAAGGCGGCUGAGGGCAAGGAGCGGCCGGCGGCGGAGGAGGACGGCGGCAGGAUGCGGCACAAGCUGGUGCUGCCUGUGCCUGGGGACACGCACUGUAAGGAGGGCAGCGUGGCCCGCGGCGCCUGUGAGGGCCGCCCCAAGCACCUGGCCUCCUGUCUCCUCAACACCAAGGUGCUGGAUGGUGAGCUGGGCCGGGCUGCGCUGGCCAGCUGUGCGGGGGGCAUGCUGGGGCGGCCCGGCAUGGGCGCGCCGUCCUCCGGACGCUGCGCCAAGGAGGCGGUGGGCCCCGCAGAGCCCGGGCCCGCCUUCAGCGAGUGCCUGGAGCGGAGACAGAUGCUGCAUCACGCCGCAUCCUACACGGUGCCGUCUGGCCUGCCCGCCGGGCCGCCCCCGCCCCUCAGCACGGCUGCUGGCUCCUUCCCCUGCCUGCAGCUGCACGGGGGCCCAGACGGGCUCUGUCCCCUGCAGGACAAAGUCCCCCGGGACCUGAAGGCCAGCGGGCCCACCUUCGUGCCUUCUGUGGGACACCUGGCUGAAAAGAGCCGCCCCUUCCAGGCGGCCGAGGCCUGUGCCGUGGCGGGUGAAGGCAAAGACCGGCACCUGGAGGGGGCUUCAGCACCUGACCACUCUGCGCCCUACGGGGUCUCCUAUGCCCACCUGAAGGCCGAGGGCAAGGGCGAGCGGAGGCCCGGGAGCUUUGAGGUGGCCCUCAAUCCCCGGCUUAAGGGCCUGGAGUACCUGGACAGCGCCGGCCCCGAGGCCUCCUUCCCUGGGCUCCCCAAAGGGAGCCUGGACAAAAGCAGCUACUUUGAUUUGCCUGCUCCCUCGCAGGACUGUGCCCGGCCGAGUCACCAGGACCCGAUGGGCGGGAAGGUCACCCAGGCCUGCUGCACUUUAGGCAAGACGGCCAACAAGGAGGCCCUUGGGGGGCCCCCCGGGGCCCAGAAGGUGGCUCGGAUCCGGCAUCAGCAGCACUCGGUAGCCCCCGAGGCGGAGCCGGGAGGCAGCGGGGCUGAGGCCAAGCGCAAGUCUCUGGAGCUGGCCUCCCUGGGCUAUGGUGGGCCGCCCCCACCCCCGUGGAGCGUCCAGUCCGGCCAGGGCGCCGCCAUGGCCAUCGGCGAGGAGCGCAAGGCCGGCGCCUACCUGGACCCCUUUGGCGGCCCCUUGCAGCAGUCCGCGCUCCUGCCGCAGGACCUGCCCGCCCCGCCCGACGAGGUCUCAGCCAUGAAGAACCUGCUCAAGUACAGCAACCAAGCGCUGGUGGUCGGCCAGAAGGCCCCCUUCGUGGGCCGGGGGGGCCUGAAGGCCAGCUGCGCCCAGCAGGACGCGAAGCUCCCGGCCUCCAAGGGCCCGGGCCAGGCCCCCGGCGACGUGGAAAGGCCCGACUGUGCCCGAAGCAGGGAGCACGACGCUCCACAUGGUGAUGGGGAGGUGCGGCAGCCGCCCGUGGGCAUAGCGGUGGCCUUGGCCCGGCAGAAGGACACGGUGAGCCGGUCGGAGGCGGCCUACGGUGCCAACACGGGGAGGCAGGGCCGGGCAGCCCCUGCCUUCAAAGCUGGCAGUGGGCCCCGCUCCACCCACGCGCUGGACCUGGAGGCCGAAGAGGAAAGGGUGCGCCUGUGCGAGGACCGCCUGGGGCUCGCUGGCCGCGAGCUGCUGCUGCAGGACAACAAAGACCUCGUGGAGUUCGCCCGGAUCCACCCAUCGGGCGGCUGCCCGGGAGACCUGGCCCCCCACCUCAUGAUCGCUGGGGGCUCCUCCCUGCAGAGCAGCCAGCUGAGCAGUGACCCGGCCCCCCAUCCCCACCCUGCGCACCCACCCUGGCUGCCGCGCACCCGCAGCCCCUCCCUGUGGAUGGGGGGACAUUCUUACGGCCUUGGUCACCCCGCCCUGCACCAGAACCUGCCCCCCGGCUUCCCCGCCUCCGUGCCCGGCUCCAUGCCCCCCGUCUUCCCCCUCUCCCAGGAUGCCCCCGCACAGCUAGUCAUCCUGCCCUCUGAGCCCACGCCCCACACCACCCCCCAUGCGCUUGCUGACGUCAUGGACCAGGCUUCGUUGUGGCCCCCCAUGUACGGGGGCCGGGGCCCCGCCUCCCACGUGCAGCACACAGGCCAGCUCCCUGUCUACUCACGGCCCCAGUUCCUGCGGCAGCAGGAGCUCUACGCCCUGCAGCAGCAGCGGGCCGCCCAGUUCCAGCAGAAGCCCGAGGACCACCACCUGGAGCUGGAGGAGCCCGCCCAGGAGAAGGCCUUGAAGUCCACCCACAAGCCAGUUGCCUUAACCCCCACGGCCAAGGGCGCCCCCACGCCCGCCACCGCAGGCCCUGCCAAGCUGUCACCCUGCUGCCACUCUCCUGCCCUGAAGCCCCCCGCCAGCUGCCCUACACCACCGCCGAAUCCCGGCGCCCCGUGCACUUUAUCCGUCUGCCCCACCGGCAGCCCCAGGCCUGGCUCCAAGCUGCCCAGCGCCGAGGACAAGAGUGGGGAGGGCCAGCGGCCCAGAGCCGACCUCAGCACAUUGGAGCCAGACCUGCCUCCCGGAUACACGUGCCCCGUGGCCGGCUCGGGCUUCUCCCAGCCCCCCAGUGUGCACUCAUCUGACCUCUCGGACCCCAAAACUAUGCAAACCGCUCCUCCAGGGGCCCAGCCUGAGCUGGCAAGGACGUUGCCACCUGGGGAGCUGCGCCUACACGGCCCUCAGAGCCCAGAGGAGACCGGGCUGCCCUCAGGGGCCAGGGAGGCCACCCAGGACCUUGCCGCCACCCCCCACCCUGCCGAGCGGGGAGCCCCGGGGAAGGCAGAGGGCCCCAGCCCACUGGAGGGGCUGCGAGAACUGCAGUGUGGGUCCCUCCUCGAGGGAGGGGGCCCUGAGGCCACUGGCCAGGCUGAUUUCACUCAGGGAGGGGCCCGAGAGGAGAGGACCACGGAGGAGGGCAGGGAGGAGGGAGAGCAAGGGCCCUCUUUAGGGGCCGGCCCCCAGGCUGUGGAGCAGCAGGGGACCCUGGGUGCCCUGGAUCAGGCCGAGCACGGCAAGCAGCAGGCCCCCACGGAGGCUGAGGCCGGGGAUGAGGCCCAGUUCGAGGCGGAAGAGCUGGAGGAGGAGGAAGAGGAGGGCUGGGGGUCGACUCCCAACAACAGCCAACGGCCCAGGGAGCUGCCUGGUCUGGAUGCCCUAGUGGCAGCCACCAUCAACCUGGGGGAUCUGCCCAGCGAAGGCCCACUGGACCCUCAGCCCCCUGCUGUCCCCGGGCCACCCAGCACAGCUCCCCUGCCCCGUAGCUCAGGGAUUUAUGGAAUUGCCCUGCUCAGUGAGCUGGCCGAGCUGGAGAUCCAGCAGCAGAGGACUGAGCCCGGCUUGCAAGAGGAGGAGCAUGUGCUGGCCUUCAACCUGCAGCGCCUGGCCACGCUGGCCUCAGCCUGGUCCAUGGUGGAGGCUGCUGGCCUGGACAGCCCUGCUGCCUCAGCCCCGCCCCCCCCCGCCGGCCCCUGCAGGGCUCCCACACUCACCCCCCGCAUGCAGAUCCUGCAGCGCAAGGACACCUGGAUCCCCAAGACCAAGCCUGUGUGCCCACUGAAGGCAGCCAUCGACCGGCUGGACACACAGGAGGUGGAGAUGCGAGUGCGGCUGGCGGAGCUGCAGAGGCGCUUCAAGGAGAAGCAGCGGGAGCUGGCCCGGCUGCAGCGCAGGCACGACCGCGAGAGAGAUGACAGCUCUCGGAGCCCUGCCAGGCGUGGGCCCGGCCGGCCGCGGAAGCGCAAAUACUCCAGCUUGCUGCCUGCCCUGCGCCCUGGUGAUGGCAAGAAAGUCAAGGCGGUGCGCUCCAGCCUUGGCCUGCUGUGCGCCGAGCUGCGGGGUGCCGCUGACGAGCCCGCGAAGAAGCGAGGCCGGCUGGAGAAGGGCGCCUACGUGGGCCUGCAGCCCGCCUCUGCGGAGAAGGUUCGGAGCAAGAAGAGCAGCGGCCGGGGCGACGUCGCAUCCGUCGUGGCCCACAAGGUGGCCCGGCUGACACCAGAGGGCGAGAGCAAGGCGCUGCCAGCCAGCCUCAGCCCCUUCCAGCGGAAGGAGGCCACCCCUGGGGGGCGCCUCCGGAAGAAGCUGUCUCGAGCCAAGAGCACCAGGGUGUCGGGGGCCGCCCGGCACCCACAGCCUGACGGCAGCAGGGAGACCCCGAAGUUCCCGGCCCCGCAGGCAGGGGCCACGGCACGUGACGCAGGCAGCGGCUCUGACAGUGACAACUGUGAGGGUCUGUUGGAGACAGAGGCUCCCCUCAAGGAGCCGGGCCUGGCGCUGCACGCUGGGGCCCGCGUGGCUGUGCUGGGGCCCUCGCCCUCCUCCGUGGUCAAGAUGGAGGCCAACCAGAAGGCCAAGAAGAAGAAGGAGAGGCAGGGCUUGCUAGGGGCCUGCCGCCUGUCCAGCCCCGAGAGUGAGGUCAAGGUCAAGCGGCGGACGGUGAAGGCCAAGGUGGGCGGCAAGCUGGAGCGGGCCCCGGGGCGCAGGCCCCCAGGAGGGCCCAGCCGGAAGAAAGCCGCGGGCAAGGCCACGGGCAGCCUGCGGGCAGAGCCGGGGACCACACCCUGCAGGGAAGCCCUCUGCGGCCCUGCCCGGGCCUUCGCCUGCCACGAGGAGGGCAGCAGGCUGGCCAGCGAGCGCCUCAAGAGAGCCACACGCAAGAGCACAGCGCUCCCGCCCGCGCUGCGGCGGAAGAACGGGGCCCUGUCCAUCGCCCUGUCACCCCGCAACGCCAAGGCCAUCCUGGGGAGGGGCAGGAAGGCGGGCAAGGUGAAAACCAAGGCCAUCGGCAAGCAGGGCAAGGGCCGGGCGGUGAGCCGGCUGCUGGAGAGCUUCGCGGUGGAGGAUGACUUCGAGUUUGAGGACAGCAGCAGCCUCUCGGAGGACGAGGAGGAGGGGGAGGCCAGUGGGCCCCUGAGUGCUGAGCAGAGCGCAGCCCUGGCGCGCUCCUGCACCAUCCACAAGGAAGACCUGCAGGACGGGCUGCCCGUGCUCAUCCCCAAGGAGGACAGCCUGCUGUACGCGGGCAGCGUCAGGACCCUGCAGCCCCCUGACAUCUACAGCAUCGUCAUCGAGGGCGAGAGAGGCAACCGGCAGAGGAUCUACUCGCUGGAGCAGCUGCUGCAGGAGGCGGUUCUCGACGUCCGGCCGCAGUCCAGCCGGUACCUCCCGCCCGGCACGAGGGUCUGCGCCUACUGGAGCCAGAAGUCCCGCUGCCUGUACCCCGGCAACGUGGUGCGAGGCACCUCCAGUGAUGAGGAGGAGGACCUGGACUCCGUGGUGGUGGAGUUUGACGAUGGGGACACUGGCCACAUCGCCGUCUCCAACAUCAGGCUGCUACCUCCGGACUUCAAGAUCCAAUGCACGGAGCCCUCACCAGCCCUGCUGGUGUCCAGCAGCUGCCGGAGGACCAAGAAAGCUUCCUGCGAGGCACCCCCACCCAGUGAGGCCCCCGCCCCAAGCCUGUCUCCCAAGGCCCAUGAUGGCCCCGAAGCCUCGAAGGCCCCUGGCAAGAAAUCCAUCGUCAAAGACAAAGCUGGCAAGGCAGAGCUCCUGCCCCCCGGCGCCAAGCCCCCUGCGGGGACCUCAGACCACUUCCUGGGCCGUCGGGGCGGCCCACUGCUGAGCUGGUCGGCCGUGGCGCAGACCAAGCGGAAGGCGGCGGCCGUGGCAGGCGGCAAGGGGCCGGGCGUGCUGCAGAACCUCUUCCAGCUCAACGGCAGUGCCAAGAAGCUGCGAGCCCGCGAGGCACUGUUCCCCGUGCACAGCGUGGCCGCGCCCGUGUUCGGCAACGGCUUCCGCGCGGACUCCUUCAGCAGCCUGGCCAGCUCCUACUCGCCCUUUGUGAGCGGGGCCGGGCCUGGCUUGCCUGGGGGCGCCCACAAGCUGCUGCGGGCCAAGAAGGCCGAGCGGGCAGAGGCUGAGAAGGGCGGGCGGCGGCGGGCGGGCGGCGAGUUCCUAGUCAAGCUGGACCACGAGGGCGUGACCUCUCCCAAGAGCAAGAACUGCAAGGCGCUGCACGCGGGCGACAAGGAUGCAGGGCCCCGGUCCGGGCGGGCCCUGCCCAGCCCCAGCUACGGGCACCCGGCCCUCGCGGGCAAGGACAGAAAGGGCCGGGCGCCCGUCCACCCGCUGCCCGUGGGACUGGCGCUGCGCAAGUUUGCGGGCCAGGCCGAGUACCCGCUGCCCUGUGACAGUGACUGCCACAGCUCCUACUCAGACGAGGAGGAGGAUGGGCCCAGCCUGGCGCCCGGCGUGCCCUCCCGCUUCCUCGCCCGCCUGUCCGUGUCCUCCUCCUCCUCGGGCUCGUCCACCUCCUCCUCCUCGGGCUCCCUGUCCACCUCCAGCCUCUGCUCCUCGGACGACGAGGCCUCCUCCUACAGCUCGGACGAGGAGGACCCGGCCCUGCUGCUGCAGACCUGCCUCACCCACCCCGUGCCCGCCCUCCUGGCCCAGCCCGAGGCCCUGCGUGCCAAGGGGGGCGGCCCGCACGCGCACGCGCACGCCCAGCGCUGCUUCCUGUCCAGGGCCGCAGUGGCCGGCGGGGGCGCCGGCGCCGGCGCCAGUGGCGGCAGACCCAGGCUCAAGCGCAAGGAGGGCCUGAGCUCCUCCAAAGCCAAAGAGCUGUCCCGGAGGCAGCGGCUGCCCUCCGUGGAGAACCGGCCAAAGAUCUCAGCCUUCCUGCCCGCCCGGCAGCUCUGGAAGUGGUCAGGGAACCCCACGCAGAGGCGGGGCGUGAAGGGUAAGGCCAGGAAGCUGUUCUACAAGGCCAUCGUCCGCGGCAAGGAGAUGCUUCGCAUCGGGGACUGCGCCGUCUUCCUGUCGGCCGGGCGGCCCAACCUGCCCUACAUCGGCCGCAUCGAGAGCAUGUGGGAGUCGUGGGGCAGCAACAUGGUGGUGAAGGUGAAGUGGUUCUACCACCCGGAGGAGACCAAGCUGGGGAAGCGGCAGAGUGACGGGAAGAAUGCGCUGUACCAGUCCUGUCACGAGGACGAGAACGACGUGCAGACCAUCUCUCACAAGUGCCAGGUGGUGGGGCGGGAGCAGUACGAGCAGAUGACGCGCAGCCCCGGGCACCAGGACCGGAGGGACCUGUAUUACCUGGCGGGCACCUACGACCCCACCACGGGGCGCCUGGUGACGGCCGACGGCGUGCCCGUCCUGUGCUGAGCCCCAGCCCGGCUGGCCUGCGGGCGGCCCGCCGCCCGGACGCAAGGACACCGGACGGACAGGCGCGCCCAGCCCCACGCAGCCCGGCAGGAGGCGGCCGCACCUCGGAGGGCAGGUCUAAGCAAAUAUGCAAACCCACCAAGGCAAGACCCGGGCUUUUUUAUUAUUUCCCCUGGAAAGCGAGAGCUCCUGGCCGGAACCCAGUCCCAUCCGGCCACCGCGGAGGGCCAGCUGUGCCCCCCGGGACCCGCCAGCCCUCUGUUUUCCCACGUCGGCAGUUCACGAGAGAUUAGAAUCCAAGCCAUAUCUCCCCUAGUACCUCCGACUGCCCCCCGGCAGGGAGGGCAGAGAUCAGGUGUGUGUCUUAUUUAUUGCUCUGUGUAAAUAGUGUAUUUCUGGGGGAAGUUUUAUGGGAAAAAAGUGGAAAUGGAUUUUUUUUUUCCCCACACGCGUGGCAAGGGUGUGUGUGCGUGUGUGUGUGUGCGCGUGUGCGUGUGUGUGUGUGUGUGUGUAGGAACUUUGUUCUGGGGGGUUUUCUUUGAAAAUGCACUGUUUUCCUCAGCCUAGCUGAGUUCCCACUGGGGCAUCUGGACACAGAAGCGGCUGGGGGCAGGGGCGGGGGAGCACAGGGGUCAGGUGGGACAGGACCCCGGUUCACCCGCUGGUCUCUUGGGGGGACUGUGUCAGAUGGAAGUCACGCUCGUUUCCUUCCCUUUAAUCCAUCUCCUGGGGAAGAAAGGGUGGGGGCUGGGUUUGGGGAGGAGGGCCCCUUGGGGGCAGGAGGGUCCAGAAGCAGGCUCCCCAGCCUGAGAGUGGGACAGCGGCCCCGUGUACCUUACCUCCGUUUAAAACAAGACACAAAUGAGCAAGUAUUUUAAACUGUCGAUGUGAAAAUGUGAUGUUUUUAUUUCCUGAAUAUUCCAGUAAUUUCUGAUUCUUGUUUCAACAGCCAGCUUGUCUGGCCUCUGCUCAGAGCAGGGAAGGAACUUGCCCCGCCAGCUCACGUGGAGGUUUCUAGGCCUUUUCUGCAGCCACUUGGCAGGGCCGAUGGCCUGGCAGGCUAAUGCCUGGGGCCCCUAGCAGGGUUCCUCCUGCUCCCCACCAGCCUCACUGCAGGGAGCACCCCUCGGGUGGGGGUGCUGUUCACCCCUCUGCCCAGCGCCCCAGCUGCCAAGGUGCCAGGUGGGUGCCCUAGACCAACCCGGCAGCCCUGCUGAUCUCAUCAGCCCUUCGCUCCUCCUGAGGUCAGGAGGGACAGGCGGGGCGAACCAGAUCCAUGGCCCAGCAGCCCUUGUCCUCAAAACGCACCGAGGGCCACACGCUCCCAUGUCCCACCGCACUGAGACUCCUGCGGCUCCACCAAAAGCCCCCCAAGUUAGCCACUGCUCCUUAGGACGAGCUCUUGUGUGACCCACAGACACAGCCCAGGGGCCCGGGAAACAAGGGAUGUGGGUGGGUACCUGGGCCCCCUUUUCUUUCCAACCAGGAAACCACCCCGGCCCCGCCUGAAGGGUCCCUCUGCAGCUCCUGGUGGCCACAGGAAGGGCCAGGGCAGGGAGGGGGUCCCCUGCACCCCAGCUUACCUCUCCCACCCAGAUUCUCCCCUUUAUCUCGGCACGAGUGCAAUAUUUCAUUCCUGGUGGUCGUCCUGGAGACGGCAGCCGACGUCCUGCUGGCAGCUGGGGAAGCAGAAAGAUGCUGUGGGCCAGGGCGUGCACUGGGCCCGCCAGGCUCGGACACUAGAACCAGAGGCUACUUUCAGCCCCAAGCAGUGAGGCAGCAGCAAGCAAACAGCAGCCUUUUCUUGGCCUCCCGGGCCCGCCCCCCACCACUGGUUCUUCUCCCCCUUCUGUGGAUUUGUCUGUCCUUCGCUUUUCUCUUCCCGUCCCGCCCUGUCCGUGUGCGUGCAGACGACACGGUGCCCCCCCAACCGUGGUUAAACCUGGCAAAAGCACGACUUGUAAAUGUGUAAAGUAAGAGGAUGGUUGAAUUUUUUUUUCAAUGUAAACACUAAAAACAAAAAACACAAAGGUUUUAUGAACAGCAAACUCUAUGUAAAGGCAUUUUAGUAUUAAAUUUUUUAUCGAUAACUUGCUUAAGAAUAAAUAUACGACCUAUU
Camelus dromedarius (Arabian camel) is the source of this 9970-nucleotide messenger RNA. RefSeq names its product BAH domain and coiled-coil containing 1 (gene BAHCC1). Gene Ontology annotation, molecular function: chromatin binding. Lineage: Eukaryota; Metazoa; Chordata; Mammalia; Artiodactyla; Camelidae. The record is from RefSeq and is a predicted model, not a curated record. The transcript is spliced from 27 exons. The coding region runs from base 1 to 7851 and encodes 2616 amino acids.